Molecule: messenger RNA, 1426 nt
Organism: Sclerotinia trifoliorum
Lineage: Eukaryota; Fungi; Ascomycota; Leotiomycetes; Helotiales; Sclerotiniaceae
Source: the annotation of a GenBank genome assembly
CACAACAAUUCUCAUAAUUACUUUAGUGAAUUCGUAUCGAUCCGCCCCAAAUUUUUCCUGUAAGCUUCCAAUACGUGGAAAUUGAUAAAAGAACCCCUCGUUGUCGUUCAGACCCUGGCAGCUCGCUAAAGCGUACCUCGAACGUCAACCCCUCCAUCUUCAACUUUGACAACGCAAGCUCCAUAGUUCAUACAACCACCGUCAAAAUGGCAGAAGUUGAUCAAUUUGAUAGCGCGCUGUAAGCUUUUGAUAUAUUUUCCAUUACCCCAAAAAGUUAUAUCUGCGAAUAAAAACAAACCCAUAUGCGAUAAUUCACUAACUCAUUAAUCUCCACAGGGAUCUUCUCCGCCGUCUCAACCCCAAACACACCACCACCCACCUGAACUCCCUCAUUGAUCUCGUCCCCUCAUUAACAGAAGAUCUCCUCAGCUCUGUCGACCAACCUCUUACUAUUUCUCGCUGCCGAAAAACCGGUCGCGAUUAUCUUCUCUGCGAUUAUAACCGUGAUGGCGAUAGCUAUCGUUCGCCAUGGAGUGGUGAGUUUGAGACACCUAUAGGUGGUACUACGCCUGGUGGUAUUGAUGAUCAGGGAAAUAAUGAUGGGGCGGGUGAAGGUGCUGUGCCUAGCGAAAGGGUUAGAAAGAUGGAAAUUCGAGCGAAUGAGGCUUUUGAUGUUUAUAGGGAGUUGUAUUAUGAGGGAGGUGUUAGUAGUGUUUAUUUUUGGAACUUGGAUGAUGGGUUUGCGGGAGUGGUUCUUUUGAAGAAAGGUGAGGAUUAUUUCUUUGAUUCUCCUUCAAUGCGGUGGAUAUUUGGCAUAUUGGAUGUUGGAUAAUUAUUAUGGAUGCUAAUUUGCAUUAAUAGUCGCUCCUACAUCAUCCAGUUCCGCAGGUUCUUGGGACAGCAUUCACGUAUUCGAAGCUGUAGAUCGUGCCCGCACCGCUCAUUAUAAACUCACAUCUACUGUGAUCCUCUCACUCUCCACCAACGGAAACGAACUCGGCGAGAUGGAUCUCAGUGGAAAUAUGACACGACAAAUUGAGGCGGAUUUACCAAUUCUUGAUGAUGCGGAACAUAUAGCUAAUAUUGGAAGAUUGGUUGAGGAUAUGGAGUUGAAGAUGAGAAAUCUGUUACAGGAGGUUUAUUUUGGGAAGGCAAAGGAUGUGGUUGGGGAUUUGAGGAGUUUGGGAAGUUUGAGUGAGGGGGCUAAGGAGAGGAAGGUUAGGGGGGAGAUGUUGGAUGCUAUGAAGAGGUAGAUAGUAAGUAAGGUGAAGAUGUGGUAUUUGAUAAAGAAAGAUUAGAUAGAUGUGCUGGGAUAUGUGUUAUGUUUGCAUGAGAUAUGAAAAUAAAAGAGCAUUGAUUGUCUACUCUAUUAUAUAUAUAUCAAUGUCUCCCAGAUUAUAUAUUUUAAAAUUAUACAAGAGUCAAU